AUCAACCUUUUCAACUUUAUCAAACAAGACUUAGAACUCUACGCCAUUAUGGUGAAUCAACAAACCUAUAACGAAAUUUUGAGAACUUACUGGAUCUAUUUUGGUAAGUCGAACUUAUAUGGGAUUGAAAUGAUUUUCACUGAAAUGCGUAAUAACGGAUUUGAAGGUGAUCUCAUGACCGUUAACAUCGUAAAACAAAUCCUUAUCGACUAUUAUAAUUUAAAACUAGGCAAAAAUGACAAUCUACAUCUGGAGUUAAAUUCAGAUAUAAAAGUUCCAAUUUGGACCAUUGAAGAUGAUGCAAGGGCCAAUAAUCUCCAACGCCAAAUACAGCAUUUGGCCAGCUCUCUCGUUAGGGAAGACCAAUUGGAUGGCCCCGCUGAUAACGACUUCAAAAGAAACCUCUUCUAACCAUUUAUAUAACUUAUUGAACCCCUGUAUAUAUUUUCAUACAAACGUUAUCGUUAC
Hyphopichia burtonii NRRL Y-1933 is the source of this 468-nucleotide messenger RNA. RefSeq lists its product as uncharacterized. Bases 49 to 411 code for a protein of 120 amino acids. Gene Ontology annotation, cellular component: mitochondrion. The record is from RefSeq and is a predicted model, not a curated record. NCBI's taxonomy places the organism in Eukaryota, Fungi, Ascomycota, Pichiomycetes, Serinales, Debaryomycetaceae. The transcript has a single exon.